UGUGAUCUCAAAACCGAUAUCGUCAUUACCAUCCAUCACAAAGUCCCAGACUUUGGUGGCGCUAUCACUAUCAAUAUCACAAAGAAAAAGAGAGUGCAAGAGACGACAACGUUUCAGAGCACGAAGCUACAGUUCCUAGAGCAAGAGAGGCUGACCUGCCCACGUUGCGAUUCGACCAACACCAAGUUCUGCUACUACAACAACUACAACCUCUCUCAGCCCCGCCAUUUCUGCAAGGACUGCAAGCGCUACUGGACCAAAGGCGGCUCUCUCCGCAACAUCCCCGUCGGCGGCGGAACCCGCAAGAGCUCCUCCACCAAACGGGGCUCCAAACCGAAACGCCAGAACCCGGAUCCGGAUCCCGACCCGAGACCCAGUAAGCAUGGUCUGCAGCUCCAGGAGUCAACCCCAGCUGACUCCUCGCAGUGGAAUGCCACAGAAGGGGCCCUGUUGGAGGGUCCGCACCGAUCGGGGGCGGGAUCCGGUGAAUGUGGAGGUAGCCUGAACCCGGGCUGGAGCUUGGGUUGGGGUUCUGCCAUGAGGCCUGAACCGGAACUCGACUCUCGACAAGGCGGCAGUGGGCGGGAGGAUCAUUUUGAUCAUGCAAGUUGGUCUUGCUAUCUGGAGUACGCUUGCUUCAGAUACAACUCCAGGGGAGGAUAGAUGGUAACUUGUGGAUGUCAUUCAGCAAGCUUUGAACAGGAGUUCAGUGAAAUUGCUUUUGAGGGGAACAGCAGAGAUUGUGAAGGAAGAUGAGAGCAUCAUCAUCAGCAGCAGCUUGCAUUCUUCGCAUAUCAAAGGCUAAAACACCAGCAACCAACUAAGGGAUGAUGAUAAUUCCUAGCGUAAUUUUGCGAUUUUACUACGUAGGUUCUCUUUUCUUUUCUAGCCUAGAGUGUAAUUUUACCUAAGGUUGUGAGGUGAUUAAUACACGCCCGCG
Rhodamnia argentea is the source of this 940-nucleotide messenger RNA. Its product is annotated as dof zinc finger protein DOF1.7-like. The transcript has a single exon. Gene Ontology annotation, biological process: regulation of DNA-templated transcription. Gene Ontology annotation, molecular function: DNA binding; DNA-binding transcription factor activity. The record is from RefSeq and is a predicted model, not a curated record. Lineage: Eukaryota; Viridiplantae; Streptophyta; Magnoliopsida; Myrtales; Myrtaceae. The annotation marks the transcript as partial.